Trichobilharzia szidati is the source of this 1457-nucleotide messenger RNA. The record is from the annotation of a GenBank genome assembly. NCBI's taxonomy places the organism in Eukaryota, Metazoa, Platyhelminthes, Trematoda, Strigeidida, Schistosomatidae.
CUUGAACACUUUUAAAUGCAACGGUACUUGGACUUCGACGUAACACCUUUUCUUGAUUCCCUGCAAAAGGCUGUCGAUAUAUGGUUAGCUCUGUAGUUUAUCGAUUAAUUCAAUGACAGUACAGAAUAUGAUGUUAUACCACAUGUAGCUGAUGAACAUCAUCAGUACCUUGUAAUCUGCGACAGUGCCUUUGGUAUAUGCGAUUGUACCAUAAAGUUGGUGUUCUGUAGAUAUACGAGUUUUUCGGAGUUUAUACCCCAUAAUUUAUUGAACUAUCUACUGUUAAUAGCACCUAAUACAACAACAUUUUGGAAUUACAGACGUCAAUCUCUGCUGACGAGCAAUAAUGCUAAAGAGUUAGCCAAUGCAGAAAUCAAAUUUACUCAGCUGAUUCUAAGCAAAUAUCCGCGUUCAAAUGAAACCAUCCUUUAUCGGUAAUUCUGUCUUGGUCACAUAUAUUAUAUGUGUGUACCUUUUGAAUAAUUAAUAUUUACAUUGAAUCAAUAGGCAAUGGAUUGUUGAAAAGUGUAAUUAUCUACAAGAUGACGAAUUUUUAUUAAAUGAAUUCAAGUUAUGCAAUCGAAUUGCUGAUAAAUAUCGGUGUAAUUAUGGUUUAUGGCAGUAUCGUCGGUUUUUAUUGCGGCAUUCAAUGCCAAAGAUAUAUGACAAUGAGUUGAAGCAUAUGAAUGAAUGGUUAGAGAAACAUCCAACAGAUACAAGCGGUUGGAGUUAUUUGUUCACUGUCCUUAACAGUCUACUCAAGCAUUCCGUUCUUACCUCCACCUCCACCUCCCCGUCGUCGUCGUUAAAUAAUCAACUCCAGCUGGAGAGUGUUAAAGACAUCCUGAAAAAGUAUUUUGAAAAAGUUCACAAUAUCUUAAAAUUAUAUCCUGAACGAGAAUCCGUAUGGACAUUUAGGAGACAAUUGAUAACUCUAUGGCUUCAAUUACACCAGAAUCACGUGCAUGACAAUCCUAAUAUCGAGAAUAUUGAUUCUAUACUCAAUGAAGUGGAACCAUUGUUGCCUGAAUCACUCAACAUCAUUAGUGCAUUGAAAUUAUCCCGUGAUAAAUUAUUCCAUGGCUUAUCUUUCAAUGAAUUUUUAACUUGGUCCCAUAAAAAUAAUCUUUGUAAAGAACCUUCAUCACUGAAAUGGGUUGAUCUACUUCUUUUACGAUAUUUAUUUUGGUUAUCUGAACGUAUUACUGAUUCAUGCAUUAUUCAGUAGUAUAAUAUCAAAUAAAAUUGUUUAUGUGUAUAUACAAAAUUCCACUCAAUCGCAUAUGUGAUAUGAUUAUCAUUAUUAUUAAUUUUGUCUUUUCUACUUAUAUGUGAUAAUAAGUAGUAUAAUAUUUUGAGGGAAAUUUUGGUGUCAGUUCAACAUAGAACUUUUCAGAUGGUUUUUUUGUUUUACAACUGACUUUUGUAUAGAGCAACACUAUUUUCUUAUUAUUCUA